ACUUCAUCCCCUCAAAUAUAUCAGUUAAUCUCUCAUUCAUGGCCAAGCUGAUUCUGCUAUAUUUUCUUGCUAUUUUCUGCUUUGCAUUAACAAGUGAUGCUGCGACAUACGUGGUUGGGGACACUUCGGGCUGGGACAUAAGCACUGAUAUUGAUUCAUGGGCUAGUGACAAGAGUUUCAAAGUUGGUGAUGUUCUAUUGUUCCAAUACUCAUCAUAUCACAGUGUAUGCGAGGUAAGGAAAGAAACUUUUGAAAGUUGCAACACAACAGAUACUCUGAAAACAUUUUCAAAUGGGAACACAACAGUAACGUUGUCAAAAGCUGGUGCUAGAUAUUUUGUUUGUGGUAACCAGUUGCAUUGUCUAGGAGGGAUGAAGCUUCAAGUAAAUGUAGAGGGUGAUCAAGCAUCUACAACUGCUGGUGCUCCUGAAGCACAGCCUGGAGCUACCCUUCGGCAGCCUUCUUCCAAGAGCAACAAUCCUUCAACAGUUAUUCCCACUUCAAGUGGUUUUGUCGUUCGUGGAAUUGGGUCGCUUGUAAUAGCCUUCCAACAUUUGAUGGCUACGAUGCUAAUUCUGGCACAGAUUUGAGAAUAAUCUUCAUAGCUAAGCAUGAUUACUCCCUAUGAUAUCAACGUUGUUUUGCGUUGUUGUAUACUUAGGAGGGUUUAAUAUUUUUUUGUUCCUUUAAUUUCAGGCAAAUUCAUUUUA
Molecule: messenger RNA, 710 nt
Organism: Theobroma umbraticum
Lineage: Eukaryota; Viridiplantae; Streptophyta; Magnoliopsida; Malvales; Malvaceae
Product: Cupredoxin superfamily protein
Cellular component (GO): plasma membrane
Molecular function (GO): electron transfer activity
Source: RefSeq, a predicted model, not a curated record